This is a messenger RNA of Notolabrus celidotus (New Zealand spotty), 1306 nucleotides long. RefSeq names its product protein yippee-like 5. Bases 203 to 565 code for a protein of 120 amino acids. NCBI's taxonomy places the organism in Eukaryota, Metazoa, Chordata, Actinopteri, Labriformes, Labridae. The record is from RefSeq and is a predicted model, not a curated record. The transcript is spliced from 3 exons.
GUAGUUGUCAUUGUUGCUAGCUAGAUGAGAACAGACUGGCUGGUUGCAAAAAACUGCUGUCCUGUGUUAUUUUGUCUAUUCAAAGUCAAACCAGAGGAUACAGGGAGCUUUUUAAUCACUCGAGAAUACAGAUACAGGUCUGUUAAAGUCCCUUUAAGAGACGCAUCUGCUUCUUCGCUUGCUAACGCUUCGAGUAGAAAAAAUGGGGCGGAUCUUCUUGGAUCACAUUGGAGGAACUCGCCUCUUCUCCUGUGCCAACUGUGACACCAUUCUGACCAACCGAGCUGAACUCAUUUCAACACGAUUCACUGGAGCUACCGGUCGAGCUUUCCUGUUCAACAAGGUUGUAAAUCUGCAGCACAGCGAGGUGCAAGACAGAGUCAUGCUGACAGGUCGACACAUGGUGCGAGACGUCAGCUGCAAGAACUGCAACAGCAAACUUGGCUGGAUGUACGAGUUUGCCACAGAGGAGAGCCAGAGAUACAAGGAGGGUCGUGUCAUCCUAGAGAGGGCGCUGGUGAGGGAGAGCGAAGGCUUUGAGCAUGUUCCCUCUGAGAACUCUUGAGUUCACAUCAGUCACCUCCAAAGUGCUCAACCUGUGUGUACCGCAGCUUUUUCUCCUACAGCAGAGCAUGGACAGUGUGCCAUUCGUGAGUAGAGCUACACCCAAAUAAAAUCACAGGCUGGGUCUUCGCGUGAAUUUUCUUUGAACAUGUAAGAAAUUCUUCUAUGAUGGGUAAUAACAUCCUUGCUUCUCCGCCCAUAUAAAAACACCUGCAGAUGCAUAUUGCGCCCAGCAAGCUGUGAUAUUGGUCAAAUGUGUUGCUGUGGUGGAUGCAGUGGGAGUGAGAGGAUUCGCUCCUGCUGCUGUACAGGAAGCUCAGACAGAAGAUGUUACAUAGAGGUUUGAAAAGCUGUGGUGAAUUCUGACAGAAGGGAGUUGGUUACUGCAAUUACUUUUCUGAUAAGGGUUUAAUAUGACACAAUGUUUAAAAUGUUUUGUUUCAAGAAAGUUUUUCAUUACUUUCCUCAUCAUAACAUCUACAAGGUUACUCUUACUGAACCAGGUUUUCAUUUAAACCAUAAGGAAGUCAGAAAUCCUCGCUGUCAUUUUAGGUCAUGACACAUUUAUUUCAGUUUACAUCAUGUUCUACUUUAACAUAACAUGUUCUUCAUUUAGCCAUUUACUUUCACAUUUCACUGAUUGUUAUUUAUUGUUAAUGUUUGACAUGACUGAGAACUGACUGGAAUCAAAAGUGGAAUAUGUUUCUUUGUAUUAGGUCACAAAUAAAGUAGUUCAAACAAA